Magallana angulata is the source of this 640-nucleotide messenger RNA. Its product is annotated as perlucin-like protein. Bases 109 to 576 code for a protein of 155 amino acids. NCBI's taxonomy places the organism in Eukaryota, Metazoa, Mollusca, Bivalvia, Ostreida, Ostreidae. The transcript has 5 exons. The record is from RefSeq and is a predicted model, not a curated record.
AUUGGGGUCAAUUUUUGGGGGUCUCUGGUUGUUGGACGUCGUUGGAAAAUUAUCAAGACAUUGAUCUAGGGCAGAAUAUAGUCACAUGACUCGUGAACGAAGUCAAUCAUGAUUCGAUAUCUUGUCCUUAUUUGUACAGCCAUCGCCUGUACUCUCUGCUCCUGUCCACAGGACUGGGCGGAGUAUGACGGAGAAUGUCUGUUCUUUGGACACGAUAGAAGGGACUUUAUUGGAGCUGAGAAUGACUGCAAGCAUAGGCAUAGCUACUUAGCAUCCGUUGACAAUGCAGGAAAAGCCAACUUUAUACGACAGAUUCUCAGUGUAAUGCAUAGUAAUCGGCUAUACCGCUACUGGAUCGGUGGUACUGACUUCGCCAUUGAGGGCUCUUGGAGAUGGUUGGAGACAGGGUCAGCGAUUGGACCCUACACAAACUGGGCGGAUGGGCGCCCAACAAACAACGGCACGUUCAACUGUAUGAUGAUGGAAUGGGUGGGCGAUGGGCUAAAGUGGGUAGAUGUUGAAUGCAACCAUCGGGAUGUCACCUACAUAUGUGAAACAGCGGUGUCCAGUAGCUGAAAUCCAAACAGACAAUUUAUAUAUUUGAGAAAAUUGUUAAUAUAAUAAAACUAUAAGAUUUUAA